Molecule: messenger RNA, 1289 nt
Organism: Triplophysa dalaica
Lineage: Eukaryota; Metazoa; Chordata; Actinopteri; Cypriniformes; Nemacheilidae
Product: protein CD300H-like
Exons: 7
Coding region: 92-820 (242 amino acids)
Source: RefSeq, a predicted model, not a curated record
UCUCCAGUUGUGUUCAUCUCUCAUUAUAAUUAAAGGAAGUAAGUAGAUUUACUGCAUUGUAUUGUGUUAUGCUGUUGUUUGUUUAAAGAGGAUGUGGAGUAUUAGGAAGAUGAAAACCCAUCUGAGGAUUUUGAAUCUUUAUAUUGCUUUUAGUGGUGUGUUGAUGAAGUCUGGAAAUGAUUAUGAGGGAACAGUAGGACAAACUGUGGAUAUCAGAUGUCCUGUUCCAGAUGAAUACACAAAUACACCAAAGUACUUUUGCCGUGAUCCGUGUGCUUCUAAGAAUGUUUUGAUUCAAACUGAAAAGACUGAUCUGGUCGUCUCAGCUGGAAGAUAUUCUGUGGUCUUCACUGUGAAUGCCAAAACCUUCGCCGUAACCAUCAGACAUCUAACACUCAAAGACUCUGGUGUUUAUUACUGUGGAAUUGAUAAAUGGUUUGCCGACAAACAAAUUAAAGUAAAGCUGUCUGUUAAAGCUCCAGCUUCUUCAUUCAGCUCCACAGACACGCCUCAAUACACAGUGUCAACAAGGAUGAAAACAGACUCCUCUGCAGACAGUUCAAGCUCACCCCCAACAGUCCACUCUACAAAUUCCAAAGCACAGACUGAUUAUGUAAAAACAAAUUCUGCAGUCGAUGUGAGUGUUGUGUGCAUAGUUGUUCUGUGGCUGCUGGUUUUCUGGUUUCUUGUGACCUUGGUGUUACUCUACAAGAGAAGAUCACAUACAAAGUCUGAAUCUGUGACCCCUUCCUUUCCUGAAAAUCCAGUUCCAAAUCUUCCAGAUAUCAACCAGGUUGAGAUCCCCAAGCGUCUGAAAUAGCAUAUGCCCUUGGAAUACCCUGGAACCUUAAGAGACCCAUUAUCUUGAAAAUCAUUGUUGUUCAUCUAAAUAUCUAAGGUGGGAUACACCAAGUUGUCCACUUAACCAGCUGAGUGUGAUUUAUUUUUCUUGGACUGACAGUAAUUCAGUGAGGUUGAGUUUUAUGACACAAAGACACUGUUUUGGAUCUAGAUGAGAUCUUGGGAUUUACAGUCUGUCAUAAUGAAUAUAUAUGUAAUGAUGUGUUCAUUUUUAUCAGGAGGUUUGUUUGACCUUGUGAUUAGUUUUUUUAAUGCAACACACUGCUUUUCUGAAGCUAUCUCUCAUUAAAAUAAGAUAUCAAAUCCAUGACAAGCAUUUGUUACAUUAUUCCUAUAUUCUACAAACAAGAUUAAGAUGUUUUUUGUAGCAAUUUGAAAGAUUGUAAUUUGCAUCAGUUUUUAAUUGUGAUAAACAUUUUAAUAAACAA